This is a messenger RNA of Aspergillus tubingensis, 594 nucleotides long. It is a transcript of the gene rho3, whose product is annotated as Rho family GTPase RHO3. The transcript has 8 exons. Gene Ontology annotation, molecular function: GTPase activity; GTP binding. The coding region runs from base 1 to 594 and encodes 197 amino acids. Gene Ontology annotation, biological process: small GTPase-mediated signal transduction. NCBI's taxonomy places the organism in Eukaryota, Fungi, Ascomycota, Eurotiomycetes, Eurotiales, Aspergillaceae. The record is from RefSeq and is a predicted model, not a curated record.
AUGAGUCUCUGUGGUCGGCAAAAGGUCGUUCGACGUAAGAUGGUGCUAUUAGGGGACGGCGCUUGCGGCAAGACCUCGGCCCUGAAUGUCUUCACCAGAGGAUACUUUCCUACGGUCUAUGAGCCUACUGUAUUCGAAAACUACGUGCAUGAUAUCUUCGUGGACAAUGUACACAUGGAAUUGUCGCUAUGGGAUACGGCCGGCCAGGAAGAAUUUGACCGACUGCGCGCGCUAUCAUACGAGGACACACACGUGAUUAUGCUUUGUUUCAGCGUUGACAGUCGCGAUUCGUUUGAGAACGUGGCGAGCAAAUGGAUUGAAGAGAUCUCGGAGAAUUGCGCCGGCGUCAAAUUGGUGCUCACUGCCCUCAAGUGUGAUCUGAGAAAGGAUGAGUUCCUCAACGACAACCCGAACGCGAUCACCUACGAAGAAGGACUGGCGAAAGCCAAGGAAAUUGGUGCAGUGAAAUACCUGGAGUGCUCCGCCGUGCAAAAUCGUGGUAUCAUGGAAACAUUCUACGAAGCUGCAAAGGUCGCCCUGGAAGUCAGAACUCAGGGCUCCAACGGAUCCGGCGAACGGUGUGUCAUUCUCUAG